UUCAGCUCGUGGCAUGGAAACCAUGGAAGGUAUAAAGCGCGUGUCAAGAAGUCUUCGAUGUGCGUCAACGCGCACUACUAAUGAAUCUUACAGGUUGAAAGAUAUGGAGGCGCAUAUCAGCCAUGCUAAGAAAGGAUCCGUUGUAGAUGCUGUUCUGUCCCGUGAGAUCUAUGGCAUUGACAUUUUAGGACAUUUAACGACCAUGAGAGAUUUCCGAGACCAUAAAAUAAAAGAGCUGGUUUCAGCGGAGAAGGAAGAUGCGUUCUAUGUUGCGAACCUGGAUAGUAUAUAUGAAAUGCACCUCAGGUGGUGUAGAAACUUGCCUCGAGUCCAGCCUUUCUAUGCGGUGAAGUGCAACAACGAUGCAGCCGUUCUGAGGAUGAUGAGGGCUCUGGACACGGGUUUUGACUGUGCUAGCAAGGUGGAGAUGCAGCGUGUGCUGUCCCUCGGAGUGAAACCCGAUAGAAUCAUUUACGCACACACCACCAAAGCGCUGUCGCACAUCAAAUACGCCUGUAUUCAUGGAGUCAAUACAUUGACGUUUGAUAGUGAGGAGGAACUCCUCAAAAUAUCUCUUUGUCACGCCAAAGCCAAAUUGGUACUCCGCAUAGCGGUGGAUGACUCCGCCUCCAAGAUAAGACUCAGUUUAAAGUUUGGUGCCCGACUGGAGUCGGUUGGUGAGCUGCUGGGACGCGCUGCAGAGCUUGGCUUGGAGGUCAUUGGGGUCAGCUUUCAUGUAGGCAGCGGGUGCACUGGAAGUCUGGCUUUCAAGCAGGCCAUUGGAGACGCUAGACGUGUCUUUGAGGUGGGGAAAUCGUUGGGCCUCCAGAUGAGUCUCUUGGAUAUUGGCGGAGGAUUCUCUGGGAGAGAAGACUGUCAAGUCACAUUUGAAGAGUUUUCAGAAGUUAUUAACGGAGCCCUGGAGGAGUUCUUCCCGCCUGACAGUGGGGUUCAGAUUAUUGCAGAACCAGGCCGCUACUUUGUGGAUUCAGCCUUCACAUUGGCAGCAAACGUCAUUGCCAAGCGAGUGAUCGAGGUUGAUAGGAAGGAACAUAACGGUAACAGCUCUCAGAUGAGAGCGAUGGCGCCCCAUUGCAGUGCACCACUACAUCAGGAGACAGCUUCAGGAGACGUCCAUGCCAAGCCUCAGAACGGUGUGGACAACAGUCUUGACAGAAUAAUGAUGUACUACCUCAAUGACGGAGUGUACGGCUCCCUGAGUUGCCUUAUCAAUGAUGCUGCCCACACCCAGGUUGAGCCCUACCUGAACAGGGUAAAUAUCACAAUAAAGGCUUCAAAACGACAGUCCACAAAGCAGAUGUGGCGCAGACUUGUACAUUCAAUGUUUGUCUUUCCCAGGUUGUUGAGAGCAGCGAGCAGAGAUACCGGUCUGUUCUCUGGGGUCCGACCUGCGACAGCAUCGACAAAGUGGCCGAGAUGUGCUGGAUUCCUGAGCUGCAUGUGGGGGACUGGCUUCUCGUGGACAACAUGGGCGCUUACUCCAUUUGUUUAUCCACAGACUUCAACGGCUUUGAGAGAGCUCGCAUUUACCCUGUUGUGACAGCUAAGACGUGGCACACUUUGAACCUUUCUGCCUUCUACCACCUCCACCAAUGACCUGGGAACACUUCUAUCUAUCCAUUCUAUCAAUGCAUUGUUGGAGCAAUACACCUCAGACCCUGUGACAGUGCCUUUGUGGUGGUCGAGGACAUGUCUGAUGUGGAAAUAUGCUGUUCUGUUGUUCAUGUCUGCCUGUCCUGCUUGUAUGGUGUGUGAUGUAGUUAGUCAGUCAGUCAUGAUUUUUAGCACUGACUGUUUUCUAUUCCACCUUCAUUGCAGAUCAUGUAACAUACAUGUCACACUUUUGGAACUUUGCUAAGAAAUCCUGUUGAAAAUUCUUGAAACCCAAAGAACGAAUCGUCCAAUAUGGUCCAAAUGGUAUAUGUCAUAACACCCGGGUACUGAUCUUAACAGAAGUGACAAUAUUGUUGCUUUUUUUAGUCUGUAAUUCUUCUUUGCCAUUCUCUUAAGCAGUCAGCUUGUGUGAUAAGGUGUUUAUUCUAAUGGUUGUGGAUAGAUUGUAGUCCAAGACCAGUUUGUGCAUUUCUAAACUGGUUGAUAAUUGGGAGUUUUAGUUUUAUAUGGGUGAA
This is a messenger RNA of Pungitius pungitius (ninespine stickleback), 2150 nucleotides long. RefSeq names its product ornithine decarboxylase-like. Gene Ontology annotation, molecular function: ornithine decarboxylase activity. The record is from RefSeq and is a predicted model, not a curated record. The coding region runs from base 14 to 1561 and encodes 515 amino acids. Gene Ontology annotation, cellular component: cytoplasm. The transcript is spliced from 9 exons. Lineage: Eukaryota; Metazoa; Chordata; Actinopteri; Perciformes; Gasterosteidae.